AUGUCUGGAAAUAAGUGCCAAUAUUUAAAUUGUGGCAAAUCGAAGACGAAAAUGCGUGUUAAAUUAGCAGCACAAUUGUUAAGCAAUUCCAUGUCAGCAGCAAUUCGAACUUGCAUACAAACAGGACAACUUCAAAGUAACACUUCAUCAAAUACUGCAGAUUUUAUUGAGUUUAUUAAUAAUUUAUUCGAUUGUCUUAAUAGCAGGUCUUUAUAUAGCAAUAAUCCAUAUCUAUGUGCUUUAACUGAUGUAGGUACUGUAAAAAAUUUUUUAAUAGGAGCUUCAGAAUACUUCAUAAAUUUGCAAAAAUUAAAAAAAGGAAAGUUAACACAACCGCCCUGUUUUAAAGGUUUUACGCAGACCAUUAAUGGUGUUUUGCAAUUUUUCGAAGCAGAGAAAUCUAAUGACAUUGUAUUUUUAAUGACUAAUCGUUUAAAUCAGGAUAGGUUAGAAAAUCUUUUUAGUAUUUUUCGACAAAAUGGUGGUUAUAACAAAAACCCAACAGCCAGAACGAUCAGAACUUCGAUAAGAAGUAAUUGUAUUUUUUCUUUAUGUACAUCUAAAAGGACAAAUUGUGAGGCAGCACAAGAAGAUGCUAAUCCAGUUAUAAUUGAUCCAGUUAGACCACUAAAUAAAAUAGAUUUUAACAGUUCAACAUUAUCUUCAGAUUCAGAUACAGAAUGUAAUUCUAAUUUAUCUCUCUGUAUUUUAUCAUCUGAUGAGGACUCAGUCAAUAUUGAUAAUAAUACUGAUGUUUCUUUAGAAGACUGCUCUGUUACAUAUUUUGCAGGAUAUCUGGGCUAUAAAUGUAUGAACAAAUUUAAUUGUAACCAAUGUCAACUUGAAUUAUUCAUGGAUAAAAACUUAAACGAUAAAAAACAAUUACUUUUAAUUAAUAAAAAUUAUAUUUCUAUUAAUAAUGAAAGUGGACUUAAAGCACCAUCAAAUAAUUUCAAUAAUGUUGUAAAUAAAAUGUUGAAUAUUUUUGAAAACAACUAUGAAAAAUAUUUAAAUAAAAAGAAAAUUAGAUUUCAAUUAACUGAGCUUGUAAAAAAUAAUAAAACAGUUAUAAAAUGGUUAGAUGAAUCAAUGAAAAACUGUUUAGAGCAUAAAAUGUAUAUAAUUGAUCAACUUUUAAUUUGUAAAAUAUUUAAUAAAACAAAAAUGUUUUCAACCACAUCAAAAUUAGCUAAACUUUCAAAAUUAAAAAUAUUAAACCACAUUUAA
Molecule: messenger RNA, 1227 nt
Organism: Macrosiphum euphorbiae (potato aphid)
Lineage: Eukaryota; Metazoa; Arthropoda; Insecta; Hemiptera; Aphididae
Source: the annotation of a GenBank genome assembly